Parathielavia appendiculata is the source of this 519-nucleotide messenger RNA. Its product is annotated as DUF1857-domain-containing protein. Lineage: Eukaryota; Fungi; Ascomycota; Sordariomycetes; Sordariales; Chaetomiaceae. Bases 1 to 519 code for a protein of 172 amino acids. The transcript has 2 exons. The record is from RefSeq and is a predicted model, not a curated record.
AUGGUCGUCAUCAACCUAGGCUACACCGCCCCGGUCAACCCGCCGGGCGCCUCCCCCGUCCUCACCCCCUCCCAAGUCUGGACCGGCCUGCAGUACAAAGUCCGCCGACCCGAGCGCUUCGUACCGCUCAUCACAGGCUGCACCGUCGUUUCCGAAACCUCCUCCGACAUGAAAAACACCGACGGCGCGGCAGCCACUAUCACGCGCCUGGUCAUCUUCAAGCCCGGCAGCGGACCCGGCAACGGAGAGCCCGUCAGGGAGGUGUGCAAGUUGUAUCCGCCGUGCCGGAUUGAUUUCCUGCAGGAUGACGGGACCACGAUCGGGAACUAUGUCACGUUUGGGGAACAUGAGGAGGUGAUGAUGACGUAUGUGUUUCAGUGGAGGGCGGAUGCGGUCGAGGAGGGGAGUGAGGAGCAUAGGCGGUUGGAGGACAAGUAUCGGCAGAUUGCCAAGGUUGCUGUUGAGGGCAGCAUUCAGACUAUUAGGAAGAUUUUUGGCGGGGAGAUGAAGAUGGAUUGA